GAAAUGAAUGACGGGAUUGGCUGUUCCGCCCUCCUUCCGCGGUCUCCUGGGUGCCACAGAGAGCAAAGCGGAAGAGACGCGGAGAAAAGCGGCGGUUCCCUGCAGAGAGGGAGCUGAAGGUGGCGGUCACAACAAGCAGCGCACCGAGGAGACUGAGAAAGAGAGGGCGGGCAUGGCCACGCCGUCGAAGACAAGUGAACGGGGCGACUAAGGCGGCAUACUGCGGACGGUCGGCCAGUAUGCGAUGGGGAACUGCUGGGCUCGGUGCUGCGGGCUCUUCAAGCGGGAGGCCACCCGGAUUCAGAGAGGCGGCGGAGGAUCCAAAUACUUUAGGACUCACACGGCUGGAGAGCACUUUACAAUAGAGUUUGAAAAUCUUGUAGAGAGUGACGAGGCAGAGUCUCCAGGAAGUAGUAUAAGACCUCUUAGUGAAGAAGAAAUUGGAAACCUGAAAGACAAAAGGUAUGAUGCAAUUGCCGACAGGCAGAAGACUGUGGAUGCUAAACUUCAUGCUGAGUUAGCUGCUGAGGAAGACAAGUUAAGGAUAGAAGAGGAGGCUUAUUACGCUGCUCAGCGCGAAGCAGCAAGGGCAGCCAAACACAAACAGCUCCUGGAGCAAAGGUUCCAUAGAAUGAAACAAAGAGCACAUGCUGGUCCAAGUGGAGAUCACCUGAAAGGCUAUGUACCCGUGGAGGACUUUGAAGCCUAUCUCAGGAAUGCAAAAGCACAGUCUGAAGCCUUUAGGACAAGCAGGGUGUCGUCUGAAACGAACAUCCAGACUCCGAACACUGAAAGCAGCUGUGAUUUCACGAGCAAGACCAGGUCGACUAAUGAGGACAGCACAUCACUGGACCUGGAGUGGGAAGACGAAGAAGGGAUGAACAGAAUGAUUCCCGUGAGGGAGCGCUCCAAGACGGAAGAAGAUAUCCUUCGUGCCGCGCUAAGGCCUGGUAGCAGGCGGACGGCCAGUAAUCCGACCUCCACCUCCGAAGACUCCAAUGGCCUCGAGUGGGAGAGCGACUUUGUCGGGGCACAGAUCGAUGACAAUGGCAACUCUGAAUAUGCCGGCUUUGUCAACCCCGUCCUUGAACUGUCCACCAGUGACUUGCGUAACGCGGACAGUGACCCGCAGGAUAGGUAGUGGAAGACGACGAGCCCCUUGUGUGAAACCAAAGUGUUGAGCUGAUGGAGGAGUUUGGGUGCUGCUUCUGUUGGGUUGGUGUUGGUGGGGUAGGUUGAAUUUUCAUCUCGUCCAUCUCAUUUUGCCUCUACUGUUGAACAUCACAUCGACAGGCGUACAAUGAAGUGCAAUUUGGGAGUUUCUUUUCCUGUUUGCUAAUUUAAUGCAAAUCACAAAAAGAUCCCUUUAAUGUUUGAUUGUAAUAUAUUGCUGCUAAUCUUCAAAAUCAAAAAAGUGAUCAUCUGUAACUGUUGUACUCUCCGGGUUACCUGCUACAGUUACGUUUGAGUCCCCAAAAACACCUCCUGUGCGUAGAAGACGCACUCAAAUGAAAGGCUCGGGCCCAAAGUUUUCUGUCAUACUUGGAGUUUACGGAUCACGUGCCGCAUUUCACUGAAGCAUUUUCAUUUCGUUUUUGCCCGAGAUGGUGGAUUAUUGGAAGAUUUCAGAUAGCUGCUCCUCUGCAAAAUAAACUCAUUGAAUUAACACUUGAAGAACGACGCAUAAGCUGUGAUCGGAAAGUUUAGAAGCUGCGUGGCGUCUUUUAAAAUUGUCAUUUUUAGCCAAUUGGCAGCCAGUAUUGAUGACUUAGAAGGUGCUUGAGGUGAGUUUUUGUUGUGUUUUUUUCUUAUUAUUAUUUUUGUCACCUUCUUUGUCCCUGCAUUGUGACAGUGUUUCUACAUGUUUGGUGCUUCAGUUGAAGAUACGCCCUGGAUUUAGUAAAACGCCUUCUCUUCACACUGACCUCUCGGGUCGAGGACAUAUCAGCCGGCCGGCCGCAGACGUGACUCACUUUUUAAAACUCCUUUCACUUUGUGAUCUUUUUCUAGACGUUUCCAUCGCUCCUUCAUCCGUAGAAGAUGCAUGUUUGUGUGCGCACUACAGAGAAUACGAUUUAUUCACAUUCACUUUGUAGAGGGGCCGUGGUGGGCUCACACACACACACACACAGGUGACACUGUUUUUGGGUUUGCAUUGCUUCCUGUAAAUAUCUUCACAGCUCGAUCGCCGUAGAGGACACUUGUAUUAUUCACGGACAUGCCUUGAUAUCCCAUUUAGAUGAGAAUGUUAGCAACAACGCUUGUGGAGCGGUAGACUCGCUGUUUUAUUGUGUGGCCGGGUUGCGUUUAUGAAGGAGGAAACUUUUAAUCUGAGCGGCCUUUUUUUUGUGUAUCUAAAGGGAUUUUAUUUUUUAAAUAUUUGUCAUGUCAUUUUAUUAUUACAGCUGAAGUCAUAAAAAAAGAGAGAAAAAAGUUUCUUCCCACAAUUCAAUUAUGUGUAAAUUAAGACUACCGGCUCCUUCAUUAAAUAAAAUCUCCAGCUU
Erpetoichthys calabaricus (reedfish) is the source of this 2504-nucleotide messenger RNA. It is a transcript of the gene ap1ar, whose product is annotated as adaptor related protein complex 1 associated regulatory protein. Gene Ontology annotation, molecular function: AP-1 adaptor complex binding. NCBI's taxonomy places the organism in Eukaryota, Metazoa, Chordata, Cladistia, Polypteriformes, Polypteridae. Bases 245 to 1141 code for a protein of 298 amino acids. The transcript is spliced from 10 exons. Gene Ontology annotation, biological process: regulation of Arp2/3 complex-mediated actin nucleation; negative regulation of cell motility; negative regulation of substrate adhesion-dependent cell spreading. The record is from RefSeq and is a predicted model, not a curated record.